Messenger RNA from Theileria parva strain Muguga, 6272 nucleotides. It is a transcript of the gene GNL1, whose product is annotated as Sec7 domain protein. Gene Ontology annotation, biological process: regulation of ARF protein signal transduction. Lineage: Eukaryota; Apicomplexa; Aconoidasida; Piroplasmida; Theileriidae. The transcript is spliced from 7 exons. Gene Ontology annotation, molecular function: guanyl-nucleotide exchange factor activity. The record is from RefSeq and is a predicted model, not a curated record. Bases 202 to 6267 code for a protein of 2021 amino acids.
ACAAGGUUUUAAAAUAUAUUAUUUUCAUAUUUGUUUUAAAAUAGUUUCAUUUAAUUUUGUAUAAUAUUACCGAAUUUUGCACUAAUUUAAGCAAACUUCUAAAACAAAAUUGAAUAUGAGUAAAUAAGGUUUUGUUUUCCAGUUAAAUUAAAAUAUAUCCAUAUAAACACUGUAGUUUUGGUUGGCUUUCAUUUUAAUUAAAUGAAGGAGGGACCAGAUUCAGCAGAAGAUACUGUAACCCCAAAUAAUUACUAUCGCAACGGAAAUCUAUCAAUUCAAACCAUAAAACAAGAUGCUUAUAACGUUUUGUCAGUUUUGAGAUCAUAUGUAAAUAAUAUCUCCGGAUAUUCCGCCACCUCAAACCUAGUUCCUAUCCUCGGAGCUGAUGUUUCACUGCUAAAAACGAACGAACAAAAGUUAAUUAAAAAGUUUAAAAAAUUGGCCUCAGUGACUGUCACAAAUGAGAGAAAAUAUCUAAAACUCGAACAUCUGGAGCCGUUUUUUGAAGUUUUUAAUACUUUUGAUACAAGAUAUGUGAAGCUCCUGAUACUGUGCGUUGAAUCUUUGGGCAAUUUGGCAAGGAACGACUUGCUGUGUUUUGAAGAGAAGGAUGCACCUGAGUUGAUGAAUAAGAUAUUCACUGAGGUUUUGACCGUUUUCUCAAAUGUACUUGAACUGAAAGAAGAUUUUCUGUUGUUAAAAACAUUCGACUGUUUUGAGCACCUUUUCCGAUCAUAUUACGGAAAUCUUAUAAGUAAUGAAAAUACCUAUAAUCUGCUGAAGUUGAUCUUGUCACUACUGAGUAUUAGAAACAGGAACUCGUUUUUCAAGAAGGUUUUUUACUCAAAAGUGAUAGAUUUGUUGCUGAGCGCAUUUGGGAAUACAGAAAAAUACGGAGGACACAAUCACGAACUGUACAGAAGAGUGAAUACAGUGUGCUUGUUUUUAAGUUUGAUGAGCGGAAUUAGCAGCCGCUUCAACUCUUUGGGAUACCACAUUGAGGACUCAUACCUGUGCAUAUCUGACAAGGAUACGAUGCUACUUUUGAGAUCGCAUCUUGCACCAAUUUUGAGUAGCUUGGCAAAUGUUCCGACAAGUUACACUGAAUUUGCAGAAGAUAUGAGGAGAAUGAGUUUGUCUCUAUUUAACACUAGCAUAGAAUGUAAGAUGUUGGACCUGUCAAACGUGAAUUUGGUUCCAAUUUUGCAGGCCCAUUUCACGCACUCGUUGUACAAGCUUUUGUUUACAGAGUCAAUCACAAUGUAUUCGCUAGCGCUAAGAAGCUUCUGGAAUUUGUAUAUUAAUUUCAGGUUCUACCUAAAGUCUCAGGUUGAGCUGUUCCUGAAUCACCUGAUAACCUCAGUUAUGAACCAGCUGUCUACAGCCAAAAGGUCGAGGAUUGAUAUCCUCGAAAUGAACAUGGAAUUUCUAGGAGAACUGUCCAAAAACUCAUAUUUGCUGCUUGAAAUGUUUUUGAACUACGACUGCGAUGUCAAGUGCUCGAACCUGUUUAACCUAUUCGCGAGAUGCCUAGUUAUGUGCCUGUCAAUAAACACAGAAAAUGAGAUUAACGCUAAUAAAUUGGACCAGUCAAAGUCCAAGAAAGGAACCACUAAAACUAACUCAAAAAAGACAACGACACAGUAUAAGUCAACAACGAGCGCAUCGGAAAAUCUGCCGCAGCUUAACUUGGAAAUGUUCUCAUUAAAUGCAUUGCAUAAUAUCGUCAAGUUUGUCAUCACAGACCACAAACUGUAUGGUAAUCCGAACCCUAAUAACUGUAGUAAUUAUCAAACCUCUAAUGAGGACCAGGAUAAGAUGAAGGAGAAAAAAUAUAAAGAUUUGACAAUGAAGUGUAGUUUAAUGUUUAACAGUUCGAAGGCAGACGAGUGGAUAGAAAAUGCUAAAAAUCUAGGAGUACUUUCGAAAUACUGUACUGAAAAGGAGGUGGCAUUAUUUCUUAAAUACUCACCAGAACUCGACCUUAAAAAGGUAGGAGAAUAUUUGGCAACACAUAAAAAUCCCGAGUUCAUGGACGUAGUGAGGGCCAACUUCUGCGAACUGAACCACUUCGCAGGAGUCCCAAUUGUGAUGGCAAUUAGGACUUUUUUGUCCUCUUUCAGACUUCCAGGCGAGUCUCAGCAAAUCGAAAGACUAAUAGAAGUGUUUUCAAAGAUUUACUUCAAGUCACAGCCACUGGUGAAUGGUCUGGAUUCUGAAGUUUCAAGUGUGAGGCCCGAUAACAAGGAUUUAAAUGUAGCUAAAAAGCAUACUCGGAGUGUUAGUGGAGUUGAUUCUGAUCAGAAUGAGUUAAAACUGGCAAGAUGGGUGGUACAGGAGGAUUUCUACUACAAGCAUAGGUCGAUUCAGCAAAAGUGUAAUCAGUUUGAUGUUUACGAAGAUAACUGUAUCAAGUGCUCAGAUUUAGAAAAAUCAGAGAGGUUUGAAACUGAACCUAACAACAACGAACAUUCAGGUGACCCAGGUAAAUCAACCGACACCGGUAAAAAGUGUUUUGAUUAUACUGUGGCCUCAAAUUGGGCCAGUAACGUUGAGAUGUACAAGUAUUUUUUAUCAAAUGAGGUUGAGAGCUUAAUUUGCAAACAAAAUUAUGAGAAAAUAUGUGAGUACCUUAAAAACACGCCAGUGACGAUGGAAACACAAACCACAAUUAAUGACGUCAAUAAUAGUGAAGGUGAUACAAAUAGAAGUAGUUUGGGAAACUCAACACCAGCAAGUGAGUCUGGGAAGUCAGUAAACUCAGUAAAUUCAACAUUAAACAGUCAAGUAGUUAAUGAGAAGGUUAGACUUGAGCAUAAGCCUGGAUUUGCAUAUAUUCAAGACUAUAAUGCCAUAUUCGUACUAUGUUACUCCAUAAUAAUGCUAAACACGGAUCUACAUAAUAACCAGAUAAAGAAUAAGAUGAAGUUGGAGGAUUUUAUAAGGAACAACAGAGGAACAAACGACGGGAAAAAUUUCUCCUCAGAGUUUUUGCAGGACAUUUACAAGACGAUCAAGUUCCACGAAAUUAAACUACACUCGAGUUUAACACUCAAUAACUCAACGCAAUAUGAACCAUAUCUCUGGUCAGACUAUGUUCUACCAAGGCAGAAACAACUUUCACCAUAUGUACAAUUGACGACUUCUAACGAAUUUCGUGACUCGGAAGAUGAUAAAGUGAGGAAGGAGAAAGCUGGAGUGAAGUUGGUAUCAGACCUUACAGAUAGUGGGUUCAACGCAAAUCACAGGUUACAACUGUUUGAAGUGCUUUUGAAUAAUAAUAUUUUGGAGUUUUUAGAUCAAUUAUUCUCGUACUGCAGAAAAGUGGAACUCUUGAAGAAAACCGUGGAGUUGUUCUGGCUAAUUGUAAGCCUGGCACUGAAAUAUUCUAAACACGAUUUGGUAAAUAAAGUGUUUCAGCUUUCGAGUAUUGACGUGGGUUAUUCAAUGGGAUACAAGUGCCAGAUAUCGAUUUCUUUCGUGUUGAACAUGUUAGCAGUGUGUUCGGAGUAUUUUGACAGGGGCUCCUGGCAGAAGCUUCUGGAUAUUGUGACCAGGUUUUACUGCUUGAACCUUCUUCCGCCUACGUUUGCUGCGCUUGACGGAGAUCACAGACUCUUCGCUUCAAAUUCCUAUGCAGAUCUCUCAGUACCCAGCAUACGCUUCAAACGGUUAACUGACAAGAAGAGUAGUGGUUGGUUAGUGGGCCUUUCAAACCUGAUGAUCUUCACAAAGGGAUCAAGUCCUGAGGCAUUAAAAGCCCUUAACAAGUACAACGUGGAUGAGGAGAACGCAGAAACUUUCCUAUUCCUGUUUGAUGUUCAAGCGAGUUCUUCGGAACUAGUACAGAACAAAUUCUUUGAUGUGUAUUUGCUAAGAAACAAGUUCAGUCCAGUAUACUCGAGUGAGGAUGAAGCAACGAUUAGUAACGUCACAAAAACACUAUCAAGUGAGUCAGACCGGGAGGAACUGCUCCCACCAAUACUCACGUACAUAAACCUCAGAUUAGCAUUCCUUAACAUUUAUAAACUUGACGACCUCUUCAUGGGAGCAAUAAUUACCUCUAACCUGAAUUCUUUCCAGCUAUUUUUAUCUGUGAUAAUGGAUAACGUACUAUCAGACCCCAGUAACACUGGAAAGUAUGGUGAUAAAUAUUACGAUAAACACGGUGAUAUUGAAAGGGAUAGAGAUGGAUUCGGAAGUAUUUUGGACCCAAACCACAUGGAACUGGACCGAUUCAGAGAUAAUAUAACCUCGAUAUUUAACCUGGGAAUUUUUUCAAGACUGACGCUCCUCAUCUUAACCAACGCACAUAACCAUCAUGAUAAAUCAGAUGAUGCGAAAGAGGUUAAUGGGACGUUUGAAAAUGAUAAGAAGAGGAUGAUAUUGAGUUAUUUUCUAGAGUUGUUUUACUUGGUGUCCAGAAAAUUGGUCGUGAAGAAUUCAGUGAAUUAUCUCCCUACAAGAGAAAGUUUGUACCAAUUUUUCAACCUCAGUUAUGAUGAAAGUUUGAAAAGGUUUGACACAAACUUUAAUUUGGAUGAUAAACUCCCUAAUUACGUCACAUUCAUAUUGCUUAACCUCGUUUUCUGGUUCAUUGAUCAUUACAAUACGCAUAGAGAUUUAGAGUCACCAAGUAGUCAUAGAUUCAAUUCACGCGCUAAUAGUAACAAUUUCCAGAAUAAUACAGAGAAAACUGAGGGAUUUGUAGUGAAAGAAAGGGGCGAUGUGAUAAUAAAUGUUAGUGGAUGGUUGCUGCAUUUGUUUAUAAAUUUUGAUAAUUCGUUGUUUGGAUUAUAUUUAGAGCCGUUUGAAAAGCUGUUAUACAACCUGGCAGAUGGUUACUGUCUGUCACGGAACGUUUACAUGGUGUCACUGGUUUUAUGCUCAAUUCAGCGCAUGGUAAACCCUCAUCUUCCAUUUGGAGCUGACUCCUUAAGUCUGGCAACCACGAAAACAAGCACAUCAAUCCUGACACUCCUGCUCAGAAGGAGUAAGUGCGUCACGGUGAAUAACCCGCUGGUGGCAAAACUAGCAGCCCAAACACUACUCUCAAUUGCACUCUUCACAAAUAUCACCUCAACACUACCCGCAGCAAAGCAAAAUAAUUAUUAUAAAGAUCACAAACAUACUAAUCGCGAUGAAAAUAAGAAUAAAGAAGAAAAGGGUGAGAAAGAUAAGAAUGAUAAGUAUACUGAGAAUUUAUUGGCUAUACAGUUAUUAAUAGAGUUUGACGCAUUUGCAAAUGAUGAAAAUAAGGAAAACUUGGAGCAUUUAUGGCUUCUUUCAGUCCAUUGCUUGUCGAUAAUAUUUUCAAUAGGCCCUCACGAGAUAUCAAAUGAGGCCAUGAAGGGGCUUAAUAAGCUGUUACUCCAACAGCCGUAUCCAAAAACCAACUGUACACUCACAUCACAAAUCUCAAGAAUUUUCGAUUACAUACUCUCGCCAAUGGUUACCCUCAAUUUCUGUUAUCCAUUGCCAAAACACAUACAAUGUAAUCUGAGAGAUCAAGGUCAAGCUGAAUUGGAUAAAACCGUAGGUAGUGCAAAUGGACAAGGGAGUGAGAGCAGUGAUUACGUGAUUUUUAGUCCAUUUACCACUAAUAGUGGUAGUGGAGUGGGACAUUUGUGGAUGAGUGGUUCUAUGAACGAAUAUUUGAAUAAUUUCGCAUUCAAAGAUUUUGAUGAUUUGGCAACCAGAAAAGCAACAGCAACCAACCUCAUCUGCCAUGCACUCUUGUCAAAACUCACACACGUCCUGAGUGAACACUGCGAACCAGUAGAUUCUCAAGUACUAAAAUCCUCAGCAAGUAAUCUAGAAUGUCUUUUAUAUGAUGCCAGAGAAGUUUGUGAAUCGAAUUGCGUGAAGAAGCUGAUAGUGGUGACACAGUAUGUGUUGAACGUUAUCAUCCCAAGUAACGGAGAGAUACACACUGGUCUUAGCAGAGACACGUAUUUGGAGACUUUGAAGAACUUCAUUUUGGUGCUUUUGACUUCGCCAGAGCUCAAAUCUGCACCGGAAUCAUGCUUAGGGCAUUUUAAGUCAGACUCGGAGUUGAAGUCAAGCUUAGAGAUACUCAAAGAUCAAACGUCAUUUGAAGCCGCUUCGCCAGGAGAAUACGUAUUGGCGUCGCUUUUAGCGCAUACCUUCUCAUCCUCAGAUUCACUCAAGAAUCUUUUCCUGGAAGUUCUCAAGGUGGUUUUCCCCAAACCUGCUGAAGAACCCACGCCUAACAACACACAAGUCACUAAAACUAAUGUAUCUUAAUUUUA